This is a messenger RNA of Plectropomus leopardus (leopard coralgrouper), 3988 nucleotides long. Its product is annotated as SH3 and PX domain-containing protein 2A-like. Gene Ontology annotation, molecular function: protein binding; phosphatidylinositol binding. Gene Ontology annotation, cellular component: cytoplasm. Lineage: Eukaryota; Metazoa; Chordata; Actinopteri; Perciformes; Serranidae. The record is from RefSeq and is a predicted model, not a curated record.
CCAUCGUUACAUGGAUGCAACUAAAGUCUGAGCGCGGAGGGACUUCUUUUUCACCUUCUUCCAUCUUUGCAGUCCUCCUAAGGCAGUUCCCUAAUGUUUUUUGAUUUUCAAUAUCGGUUUAAUGGCUGAGCAACUUCUUUUUUAGCAUUUCGAGUAUUUCUUGGUGCAAUUCCUAUUUGGUCUGUCAAGAUGCAGCUCCGUACGGUCUUUGACGUCAAUGUUGUGGACGUGCAGAAGAGACGGAAUCCCUCCAAACACUAUGUGUACCUAAUCAACGUCACUUACUCAGACUCCACUUCCCAUGUCAUCUACAGGAGAUACAGCAAAUUCUUUGACCUACAGAUGCGAAUCCUUGACAAAUUUCCAAUUGAAGGAGGACAGAAAGACCCCAAAAAGAGGAUUAUUCCUUUUCUUCCAGGUAAAGUCUUGUUCCGCCGAAGUCACAUCAGAGAUGUAGCCGUCAAAAGAUUGAAGCACCUGGAUAAUUACUGUAAGGCUCUACUGAAGCUUCCCUCCCACAUUUCCCAAAGUGAGGAGGUCCUCAAGUUCUUUGAGACCAAGUCAGAGGACCUCAACCCUCCUACAGAAGACUGUGGAGGCUCUGGAAAACGUAAAUCAGGUGUGGAUGCUUCGGAUCCCAUGCUCCUGGAACAGUAUGUGGUGGUGGCCAGUUACGAGAAACAAGAGCCUGCAGAAAUCAGCCUUCAAGCGGGCGAGGUGGUCGACGUCAUUGAGAAGAGCGAGAGUGGUUGGUGGUUCGUCAGCACCGCGGAGGAGCAGGGUUGGGUCCCUGCCACCUAUCUCAACUCCCACAGUGGCACACGGGAUGACUUGGAGCUGGGUGCCUCUAAAGCUGGAGAAGUUACUAAGCGGCAUAAGGCUCAUCUGAAGAGGCUGGACCGGAGAUGGACGUUGGGGGGUGUCAUCAGCCGGCAGCAGAGCCGAGAAGAGAAGUAUAUAACUGUGCAGCCCUACACCAGCGAGGGCAAGGAUGAAAUUGCUUUUGAGAAAGGCGUCAUUGUGGAGGUGAUUCAGAAGAACUUGGAAGGCUGGUGGUUUGUCAGGUACCAGGAUAAAGAGGGCUGGGCUCCAGCCUCUUACCUGAAAAAGAUUAAGGAUGAUCUCUCUCCCCGCAAGAAGACAGUGACAGGCCCAGUGGAGAUCAUUGGAAACAUCAUGGAGAUCAGUAACCUGCUUAAUAAGAAGGCCUUGAGUGAGAAAGAUGUGCAGAUUGAAGGAGUCCCAGAGAGCCCCCAGGUGGCCAAGAAGGAGAUCAGCCUGCCAAUUCCGUGUGCUGACUCCAGCCCUGUCAAUGCCCCGCAGGAUGGAAAAAGUAAAGCAGAGCCUGCUUCACCAGCUGUAGCCCGCAUUGCUCCUCAUCGGGUGGAAAUUGGUUCCCCAGUUCUCAGGCAAAAACCUCCUCCUCGAAGAGAUGCAACCCUGGGAUUUCAGUUGCCAUCCCCACCAGAGGCCCCUACAGUGGAAGCAGAGUAUUACACCAUCGCAGAUUUCCAAUCCUGUAUAUCUGAUGGUAUCACAUUCAAUGGAGGACAGAAAGCAGAGGUGAUUGAGAAGAACUCUGGUGGAUGGUGGUAUGUCCAGAUAGGAGAGAAAGAGGGCUGGGCUCCCUGCUCCUACAUUGACAAACGUAAAAAGCCCAACCUGAAUCGCAGAACAAGCACACUGUGCCGCCCAAAAGUUCCACCCCCAGCUCCCCCUGUCAAAAAACAAGACUCAGUAGAGACAGCACCUCCCAGCAGCCCUGGCUCUGAAGCUCCAGAGUCCCCCGUGUCUCCUGGAAGGCCGGUGUAUGAGGAGCCAGAAUAUGACGUCCCUGCCAUCGGAGAUCUGGACAUGGAGUCUGAGUUUGAGUUUCUGAGGGGAGAAGGUUCCUUGGUGGAUGUGAAAAACGAGGACACCUCUUCCGAGAAAGGAUCCCACCUGUCCUCCAAGCCUUCUCCUGCUUCAUCGCUCCACAGCGCCUCCUUCAAGAUGUGUGAGUCAUUUGAAGAUGGCCAUGAGGCCGAGGGGGAGGCGGAGGGAGAGGAAGAGUGCAUCUAUGAGAAUGACGGCUUCCGGCCAUUCAGGGAGACACCAGAGCGGCAGUGCAGCAAGGACUCAAAUUCCUCCAAGACAAGUGUUCUGUCAGAAACCAGCAAGACUGCAAACCCGACAUCAGGUGGGCGGAGACCUGCAGGCAACAAGCUGAAGAUCGACUUGAACGGGAGCCUAUUUUCAACCAAAGCCGAGGAGGCGUCCAGUCCUAAAUCUGCCUCCAAUGUGCCCAGCCCAGAUCUAUCCAAGAAAGACCAGGAAGACAGCAAAGCAUCCUCUUCCAUGAAGUCGUCCUCUAAACUAAAGCCGGUGGUGCGGCCUAAACCACAACUAGCCAAGGCGUCGAGUGCAGAGAAGAUGGACAUCAGCACCUUGAGAAGACAGUUGCGACCAACAGGGCAGCUGAAGAACGGCACCAAAACCAAAGGCGAGGACUCUGAGACAGCUUCUGUCAUCUCCUCGGAGGACUCCUUCUCCUCUCAGAGCACAUCCGAUCUCUCCUCCAUCUAUUCUAAAGGCAGCCGAGGAGACUCUGACCUGGAGGGCUGCAGCCUGUAUCGCACCACAGAUCCCUACGAGAGAGUCCAAGAGUCUGAGCUCAGCUUCCCUGCUGGAGUGGAGGUGGAAGUACUGGAGAAGCAGGAGAGUGGCUGGUGGUAUAUCCGCUGGGGGGACACAGAGGGCUGGGCUCCGACUUACUUUUUAGAGCCUGUCAAGCAACAAGAUGACAUGGCAGGGUCCGAAUCCGAGGGCACCCCGACGAAACCUGGAAGCCUGAGCAAGUCCAACAGCCUGGAGAAGAACGAACAAAGGGUGCAGGCGUUGAAUAACAUCAACCAAAACCUGAAGAAGGUCACUCCACCCAUCCCCUCCAAGCCUCCGGGCGGCCUCUCAAAACCCAUCGGCCUGUUCGGCUCACGAAAACAGAACAGCACCAAACAGCAGCAGGUGGUCAGACCUCAGUCUGUCUUCAUAUCAGCCCCGAUCAGGGACGGCCCCAGCCCUGUCGGCUCUCUCAGGAGAAACGAGUCCCUCAACUCCACUGACCACCCUCGGGCCAGCCCCACAGUGCGACGCAACGCCUCCUUUGGCACCGUGCCACGCAGCCUGGCGCCAAACAACAUAGCACUGCCCAACAGGAACAGAUCUGGUACUGGCAGCUCCGAAUCUCUUGGCCUCGGCUCUCAGAAGAAUGCCCUCCCUGUGUCUACAGUGAAACCCAAACCCCACAUCAUCCAUAACAACCUCAGAGAGGUGUAUGUCUCCAUUGCAGAUUACCAUGGCGAUGAGGAAACCAUGGGAUUCCCAGAGGGGACGAGUCUGGAGGUCCUGGACAGAAACCCCAAUGGAUGGUGGUACUGCAAGGUUCUGGACAAUGGGAGACCGAGAAAAGGAUGGGUGCCCUCAAAUUACCUCGAGAAAAAGCACUAGCACUCAUGUGCGGAGCCGGCAGGACUCAGAACACGCGUGUAAAGACUACUCAGAUUUAUUUUGUGAUAAAAAGGCUAACCCUAAGACUUUAAGCAAGGACUGAAAUCUUACCCGGUACCUUUGCCAAAACGAGCAGCCAGAUCAAAUUGUGACUUUGAAAUGAAACGAGACAUCUGGUAAAAUGAGUCCACAUGAUUCUUUGCCUGAGAAGUUGCAUUAGGGGCAAGAUAUUGGGACUGAACCCUUUGAAACCUGGAGCAGCAUCACUUUUCUUGUGCUGCUUCAGACGCUGUCAUAGACAGUAUUUAACCCUUUGGACCCCGAGCAAAUUGGUACGAUUUUUUCAAGAAUAUGGGAAAAAAAGGCACUGAGAAACUUGGUAAGAAAUGUUCCAUAAAUUGCAAAAAACUUGUAGAAUUAAAAGAGAAAAUUUCUAGUGAAAAAAGCUUGGAAAAAUCUAUAUUUAUAAUUAUAUUUAAAAUGUUGCAAAAUCAGUAAGCAC